Messenger RNA from Lobosporangium transversale, 613 nucleotides. RefSeq names its product ribosome biogenesis protein Nop16. The coding region runs from base 8 to 613 and encodes 201 amino acids. The transcript has 2 exons. Gene Ontology annotation, biological process: ribosomal large subunit biogenesis. Gene Ontology annotation, cellular component: nucleolus. Lineage: Eukaryota; Fungi; Mortierellomycota; Mortierellomycetes; Mortierellales; Mortierellaceae. The record is from RefSeq and is a predicted model, not a curated record.
GCACAUCAUGGCCACCGCUCGUAAACGUCGUACUACAAAAACGCCCUCCCGUAAAGUGACACGCAAGACUGCCAACAAACACAAGAAAAAGGUCAAUGUCAUUGGUAACAAGAUCAUUCGGGAGAACUGGGAUAAGAAGGCUACACUUCGUCAAAAUUAUGCUCGCUUGGGUCUCCUUCCUUCGUUGAAUGGUGUUACAGGAGGCACGGAAAUCAAGGAUGAGGAUGAAGUAAUGGAGAAUGAGCAAAAAUCACUCGAGGAAUUGGCAGCAUCGUUGACAGAGGAACAGGGGAUCAUUCAGCGUGAUGAUGAGGGCAAUAUUAUCAACAUCAUUGUUGGCAAGGCUAAAACAAAGGAAGAAAUUGAAGAGAUGAUGGAAAAGGAGAUCGAGCCUGUCAAGGCCAAGACUGAUGUUGUACGUGCACUCGAAGCCCAGGCAGCAAACGUAUUGAAGACAGAGAGAUAUCAAUCGGAGGGUGAGGUUGUGUGGGCUGCCAAAUUGGUGGAGAAGUAUGGUGAUGAUUACGAAAAGAUGUUCCGGGAUCGAAAAUUGAACCCUAACCAGCAGACUGUUGCUCAGUUAAAGAAAAGGAUCAAGGCACUCUUGACCUAA